UUCUGUUUGAAGGAGAUUCUGAACGGCCUCCUUCAUCAACUAAUAAAAAUAUCAAAAAUGGAGGGAAAAAAUCUUUCGAUAAACGACCCGCUUCUUCUCAUGGAAAUAGUAUUCCUGUUCCGACGAGCGGGUUGAUAAUGGGACUAAACUCAGAUAAUGAAGAUGAUGAAUCUUCUCCAAUCAAUAAUAUCAUGUCACCUACUGAGGAUGGUGCUCCAACUGUACCCAUAAAGGAUAAUGCUGAAGAAGAGGAAACUGGGAUUGAUCCUGAUCAGGAGUCUGGAAAGGCGGAGUUAGAUCAAAUGGUGACAGAAGUUUUAGAGAACCUUGAUGCAUUCGUUCUAGAAGCUGCACCACAGGUAUUUAUAGUUCUAGAAGCUGCACCACAAGUAUAUAUUGUUUUAGAAGCUGCACCACAGGUAUAUAUUGUUCAAGAUGCUGCACCACAGGUACAUAUAGUUCUAGAAGCUGCACUACAGUUAUAUAUAGUUCUCAAAGCUGCACCACAAGUAUAUAUUGUUCUAGAAGCUGCACCACAGGUAUAUAUUGUUCUAGAUGCUGCACCACAGGUAUAUAUGGUUCUAGAAGCUGCACCACAGGUAUAUAUAGUUCUAGAAGCUGCACCACAGGUAUAUAUAGUUCUAGAAGCUGCACCACGGGUAUAGAUAGUUCUAGAAGCUGCACCACAGGUACAGAUAGUUCUAGAAGCUGCACCGCAGGUAUAUAUAGUUCUAGAAGCUGCACUACAGUUAUAUAUAGUUCUAGAAGCUGUACCACAAGUAUAGAUAGUUCUAGAAGCUGCACCACAGAUAUAUAUAGUUCUAGAAGCUUCACCACAGGUAUAUUUAGUUCUAGAAGCUGCACCACAGGUAUAUAGUUCUAGAAGCUGCACCACAGGUAUAUAGUUCUAGAAGCUGCACCACAGGUUUAUAUAGUUCUAGAAGCUGCAACACAAGUAUAUGCAGGUCUAGAAGCUGCACCACAAGUAUAUAUAGUUCUAG
Molecule: messenger RNA, 1001 nt
Organism: Eurytemora carolleeae
Lineage: Eukaryota; Metazoa; Arthropoda; Copepoda; Calanoida; Temoridae
Exons: 4
Coding region: 138-665 (175 amino acids)
Source: RefSeq, a predicted model, not a curated record